AUGCCUAUCACUCCACAGCAUGCCCGUCAGAAUGUUGGCCCAUUUAUCGACAAUUUGAAUCGUCUGUAUGGCCUAGAAAUCCCCAAUCCGAAGAUUUCUUCUCCGUCAGCUCUUGAAACUCAUAUUUCGCUGCGCUGGAGGGUCUACAAGGGGAUUAAAAGACUGUACUACCAGCGCAGGCCUGGUCUCGAUCGUUUGAUCCAUGGAUUCGGCGAAUGGGUGGACGCACAAAAUCUGCCUCGUGCAGCCACCGUCCACGCGACCAGGAAUAGACGCAAGCGCAGCGAAGACCCUACGAUAUUGAGUGACCAGGAGAGAAACAAACGACUCGAAUACUUGCAGAAACUGGUGGAAGAUGAGAUCUGGGAAGCAGAUGGUGGAACGUUGAGAGCAAAGCGCGUCUCUGAAAGUUCUACGGAUCAGUCCGCUCAGUCCGGUUCACCCAAGAAGCGACCCUUGUUUGAAGCGGAGGAAGAGGACGAUGAAUUCCAUACUGCGCCAAAUUCACCCACGAAACAUGCCUGGCCUGUUCAAUCGCCCGGACUUGACUUGGCAAAGCUCGAAUUGGCAAUUCAGGAUGGAGCGAAUGACUCUGUUCCUGACUUUGUUACCCCGAAUUGGAGGUCGGAGAGGAUGAGACCACCCUCCAGCUUUGUUGAGAGGUUGACUGCAUCCCAGCCUGCGCCCCGCAGGGACCCUAUCAAGCGUUACGAUGCAGUGCCAUCCGCUGGGGACGCAAUGAAUACAAGUUUUAUGACCACGACCUCGGUAUCAUCGGUGUUUACAUCUCGGUUGAAUCGGUCUUUUGACACGGAUAUUACGGAACCACUAGCCACGCAGACAAGCUACACGGAUUCCGUGGUAGGCUGGAUGGAGCGAACCCUGGAUGCGAGCAUGGAAGAUCAAACCAUGACUGACGUGGAAGAGCCGGACGAAAAGGGCGCCAUACGGGAUAAAAUAGUCGAUAAUCUCCUUCGACACGGGCCGUUCUCGUUUGAGCAAACGCUCAGCGAGAAGAUUCCUCUGCGUUUUCGCUACGAAUUGGAGCGGGUUGGACGAUCAUGGAAUGUUCCUCUCAAGAACAUGCUGAAGGGGGACAAAGCUCCAUUUGCAAGCCAGGAUUCCUUUUGGGAAUGGAUUACACUCAGUCAUACACAGCGCUGUGCACGGCCAGUCCCAGAGCGAUCACCAGCCAAAGCUUGGGAUUCGGCCGUGGACGAUUUCAAGAUAGAGAGAGCUUCCGAGGUAGUCAUCAUGUCAGGCAAUCUUGAGUGGUGUACUGAAUCCGAACCCGGUAUUCUGAAAUUGAAUUUCGGUCCCUUAAAGACAGACAAGACAUGUCGAUUUCAUCGCAGAUUUGGGUCGGAUAGAUUCAUGACACUUACCAUACCAGCCCCAGCUCGGCCGCCCAAGUAUCUGCAAUUCCUUGAUCACCCAAGCGUUCUUCGAGAGAGUAUUGCUUACUGGCUGACGCGCCAUGAUCACAAGUGUCUGGGAAGAACAUGGCGACCGUUUUUUGUGGAGCAGGGAAAAUCCAAGGGCAAGGAGAGGAAGGAUCCUCAUUUCCGUAUCGACUUUUUCGCUGUGGAUGGCGUCGAUUAUAAUCACAAUCCCCUUCAGAUGGUCCCCAUUGCACCUCCGCAUCAGAAGAGUAAUAUGCAUACUCCGAUGAGCGUGGAUGAUUUGCUUGAGUGGCACAUGUCUUCUGCAGAAAAUGGUGGCCAGAGCAACUGUAAACUGUUCCAACGUAUCUCCCUGGGUCUGUCCAAAACAUUUGCUUCUGUGACACUUAGACCGCACCAGGUUGUCCGCUUGAGGGAUGACCCCUCGCGAAAACUUCAAAUGAAUGAUGGUUGUGCAUUGAUGUCCCGCGGCAUGGCAAAUGCCAUCUGCGCCAAGCUGGGUAUCACCGGCGCCACCCCCAGCGCCUUUCAGGGCCGCAUUGCGGGCGCAAAGGGUCUUUGGAUGGUAGACAGACACGAGUCUUCUCUUCGCAGCUUUGGCGAAGGCGCUGGCAAUGAUGUCUGGAUCCAAAUUUCUGAUACCCAAUUGAAGAUUCACCCUCACCCCCAAGAUUGGAGUGAACCGUUUGAUUCUGAGCAAUUGACUUUCGAGGUCGUCAAGUGGUCUAAACCAUUGAAUCCCGUCGAUCUGAACAUUCAGCUUCUGACUAUUCUCGCACAUGGCAGCAAUUGUCGAAAUUACGUUGCCGAGCUGACUCGAAAGAGCAUUCGAGAUCCAUUUGAAAGACUUGCGAAUGUACUUGAUCUCAAUAGCAAUGUUGCUUGUCGGGCUUUGCUUCAGGAACUCAGGCCUUCUGGUGAAAACGGAGCCAGCAAGGCCCGACAGUUAGAUCAGUGGGUAGCUAAUGAUACUGAGUUCAUUAUGCACUUAUGUGAGGCAGGAUUUGCUCCACGGACGUUCCACCCUCUUCGCAAGCGAAUCAGCUAUUUCCUGAGUGAUCUUCUUGAUCGCUAUACGGAAGACCUUCAUAUCCAGGUACCGCUUUCGACGUAUGCAUUCUGCAUUGCUGAUCCAUACGAAGUCCUCGAGCCAGAUGAAAUCCAUUUUGGAUUCUCCAAGAAUUGGAAGAACCCCGAUGAACAGUUUGAAGAUAACCUGUUAGAGGGUAUGGAUGUUCUCGUCGGCCGACUUCCGGCUCAUGUUCCGUCCGAUAUCCAGCGUCGCCGGGCAGUCUGGAAGAGCGAGCUUCGCCAUUUCAAAGAUGUGAUUGUCUUUCCGACGAAAGGAGACCAACCUCUGGCUGAUAUGCUUUCUGGCGGUGACUACGACGGUGACACGCCGUGGGUCUGCUGGGAUCCGAAGAUUGUGCAGAGUUUCCGCAAUUCUAGUAUGCCUACGGAUACGUUCCCGUUUGAUCAUUUUGGUCUCACCAAGUACUCGAUUCCUAUGUCCCAGGUGCAUUCUACCGAGGAGUUUUUGCAAAGUGCCUUCGAGUUUAACCUUACUGUGUCGAAUCUUGGUCGAUGUACCGUUGAGCAUGAGAGAAUUACUUAUCACCAAUCACUCGAUUGUCCGCAGGCUAAAGAGCUUGCAUGCCUGCUCAGUCAUCUGGUCGACGGCCGGAAGGGCGGCGUCCAUCUCUCGGAGCAAGCCUGGCAGACAUUCCGCAAGAAGAUCAGCCCAUGCGGACGGUCACCUCCAGCGUACCGAGAUCCAGACAAAAAGCCCAAGUUGAACAACAUCAUCGAUUACCUCAAGUUCUCAGUGGUCUCAAAAGAGCGAUACAAAAUCCUCGCCGAACUCGCGGACCGAUUCCCCGAAACCGAAUCUCGUGAUCGGGUCGACGACGAUCUCGUUCGUCCGUGGAUCGUGGCAUCGGAAGCGGCAAAAAUAGACCACGACUCCGGCGGCGAUCUCAGCCUUGUUCUGGGUCAAGUCAGCCAAACCAUCGAAAAGCUGCACAAAGAUUGGAUUACUAUGAAAAGCAACGAGUUACCCUAUUCCAUUCGAAUUCGACAAAUCGCUGAGAGCGCGCGGGCACUAUCUCCCCCAGAAGUAGGAUCUCAUCCUCUCACGCAUACAUGGCGCAACAGCCCCUAUGAAUGGCGUUGUCUCCUUGCUUCAUGUGCGUACCGAAGACACCGAAACUCGUUCUUCCCGUUCCACGCUUUUGGGGAUGCAUUGUGUCAAUUGAAGGCGUCUACGGUUCCAUCACGGACUAUUUCCAAUGAAAUUAUGGCCUGUUUGCGGGUUAAUCAGAAGAUGGCAUCUCGCCUUGUGGCGGGUGAAUUACUUGUGCAUAAUGCCGAGGCCGAGGAUACUCAGUAUGAAGGCGAGGACGCUAUUCUGGAAGCAGUGUUGAUGAGCCAGGAUGCGAAAUACUACGAUGAAUUAGAUGAUGGGAUGUCGGUGGAGUGA
Messenger RNA from Penicillium subrubescens, 3882 nucleotides. RefSeq names its product RNA dependent RNA polymerase. Gene Ontology annotation, biological process: siRNA processing. Lineage: Eukaryota; Fungi; Ascomycota; Eurotiomycetes; Eurotiales; Aspergillaceae. The transcript has a single exon. The record is from RefSeq and is a predicted model, not a curated record. Gene Ontology annotation, cellular component: nuclear RNA-directed RNA polymerase complex. Bases 1 to 3882 code for a protein of 1293 amino acids. Gene Ontology annotation, molecular function: RNA-directed RNA polymerase activity.